AUUAUGGUUUGGAUACACGGACUCGGAUGUGCCGUGGCUUGGCAGCCGCCGGCCUUUCAAGCUUACAGCACUUCCGCCCAUCGCUCUGAUGCUAGACGCUUGGUUUUACAGCACGUACAUUUCUAAACAACCACCAUCAUGCCCGCCCUCAACGCCUCCCUUCAAGUCGCCAACAUUAUCGAAGCUUCUGUUAUACCAUACGUUGAGAAGCUGGCCAAACUGGCUGUAGCCGUCAUAGAGUUGCUCGAGAAAAAGGGAAAGAACAGAGAAGAUGUGAAGGAGCUCUGCGAGAGCAUCAACAAUACAGUCACCGUCAUCGAAACACUUGUCGCUAUGCAUGGCGAGCAAGGUGCUGCGUAUUUCAAGGACAUUUGCUCAGAGAUGGAAGGAUAUCUCUCUGGUGUAGCCCAUGAUCUGCAAGAUGUACAGGGCAAACACCGCGGAAUCAAAGGCAUCCUUAAUGUUAACAAGUUCCAAGACGCUAUCCAAGGUUACAAGAAGCGUGUCGAUGACUUGAAGAUGGACUUCCUGAUCCACACAACGGGCGACGUCAUGUUGACGCUCAUUGAGAUGAGAAGCUUGCUGGCUGUACAGGAAACAGGAUCGAAAGAAGGAUCAGUGAUCAUUCAGAUCACGAGUACACGCAGUCUUUUUUUUUUUUUUUCAUAGAACGCCACUAAUGCUAAUGCUAAUGUAAAGGAUACGGAUCAUUUACGGACCGGUUAGCUAGUAGUGGAUACCACUGGAUAGUAGUAGGUACUGGUAGACGUUGUCGUAUAGUU
Desarmillaria tabescens is the source of this 782-nucleotide messenger RNA. RefSeq lists its product as uncharacterized. NCBI's taxonomy places the organism in Eukaryota, Fungi, Basidiomycota, Agaricomycetes, Agaricales, Physalacriaceae. The transcript is spliced from 4 exons. The record is from RefSeq and is a predicted model, not a curated record. The coding region runs from base 139 to 669 and encodes 176 amino acids. Gene Ontology annotation, biological process: cell surface receptor signaling pathway.